UUGACUGCUGUGGCGGACGUGAGGGAGGAGGGACUCGGCUAAUUGACGGAGCCAAGUUUCUGCUCGCUGGUGCCAACGCCCGGCGAAAACAUCCAACUUAUCAAGUACAAACACGGAGCUAACGUAAUUGUCAGCAGCAGCUCGAAAGCACAGCGAUGCAGACCAUCAAGUGUGUUGUGGUGGGUGAUGGAGCAGUGGGAAAGACCUGCUUAUUGAUUUCCUACACCACCAACAAGUUCCCGUCUGAAUAUGUACCAACAGUGUUUGACAACUAUGCAGUAACUGUAAUGAUCGGGGGUGAACCAUACACCCUGGGCUUAUUUGAUACAGCAGGUCAGGAGGAUUACGACAGGUUACGACCACUAAGCUACCCUCAGACCGAUGUCUUCCUAGUGUGUUUCUCCGUAGUUUCUCCUUCCUCAUUUGAGAACGUUAAAGAAAAGUGGGUUCCUGAAAUCACCCACCAUUGUCCCAAGACGCCAUUCCUGUUGGUGGGCACUCAGAUCGACCUCCGCGAUGACCCCUCCACGGUGGAGAAGUUGGCUAAGAACAAGCAGAAGCCAAUCACCCCUGAGACAGCAGAAAAGCUGGCUCGAGACCUUAAGGCAGUGAAAUAUGUCGAGUGCUCAGCCCUAACUCAGCGGGGACUGAAGAACGUAUUUGACGAGGCUAUCCUAGCCGCUUUAGAGCCCCCCGAAACUCAGAGAAAGAGAAAAUGCUGCUUGUUCUGAUGUCUUCUUGAUUCUUGCUUUGCCUCUUGAUUGUCUGCUGCUUUUCCAUUGUAAAGAAACGUCUCUCACUGAAGUAACCACAAACUCUUUUGAAGUUUAAAUCUCUGUGCCCAUCGACUUUUAGUUUCUUCCGUUCGUGUGUGUGUGCGUGCUCUCUUUUCAACUUGGCCUAAUCACAGUUACUCACGCUGCCUAAGACGAUACGAGUGCCAAUCUUUCAGUCUCCUUUUCAUCCAUCUGUAACGAGACAUAACUAAGAUUUUUUUUUUCUUUUUUUUUAAAAGCACAUCCUGUUCUCUCAAUAUUCAGCUCACCUGUUAUAUUCUAGAAAUCGAUUGAAGCCGUUUUCUGUCUUGGACUGUGAUGGUUUUUCCUCUACCGUCACAUCAAAAAUUUUCCACUGACUUUUGUCUUUGCUUGGACAGUUUGAUCAUAAGGGAGAUUAUUGGUUAAUGUUUGAAUAAAGGAAGAUCUUGAUUGCCUCGCUCAGUUUCUACUCGCCGUUCUUUUUCUCUCGUACAGUUCAGUCGAUAUCAGUUUGCACUUGGGGGUAGCUUUGUUUUGAAUAACCGCAUUUUGUUUCCACAGAAAGGAUUAAAGAAUGUGUUUGAUGAGGCAAUACUGGCUGCCCUGGAGCCUCCCGAACCUAAGAAAAGGCGUAAAUGCGUUCUGCUCUAAGAAGCCCCGCCCCUUCCUUCACACCGUUGUCCAAAACUAGGUUAACAGUACUGAUACGGUUUUCUGCACAAGCACAUUCCACCAUUAGUUGAGAUGUCACUGACUUAACCUAAAAACAUAUUUAAUGUGAUAAAUGAUUUUUUUUUUUUUUUUUUUACUUGAGUUGUCCCCCUUAUGCUGUGCUGGAAAAUUAAAUGCCACUGAUGUUUGGAAACUAUUAUGAACUCUUGACAAGUUAAACCAACGACAAACUGAAGAGGACACUUUGGAAUAACGUGUCAGUUUGACAUCACAGUUUUUUUUUAAUGGAAAUUUUGCAGAAUACAGAUUAAAGGCUUGUUUUCUCCACAUAGUGUCACGAAAUUGGGAUGCCUUUCAUUGUUUUUGUAUUUCUUUGAAAAUAUGACUCAAGCCAUGUUUGAAAACUGCAACAUACUCCUAUCACCAGCUUUUACAUUAGCAAUAAUAAUCCUUCUUUUGUGUCUCUGAGAUUUAAAAUGUCUUUUAAUCAUUCCAACACGGCCUUUAGGGAGAUCUAAGGAGAACCUGCAAUGCAUGAGAUUUCUAGGUAAUGCUCCAUCUUUGCCCUAGUUUUCCAAGAGAGAGCCUGAUAAAUGAUGCUUGACAUGAGAGGCAGGAAAUGCAUUUUAGGACUUUAAACACUUUUAGAAACAUUCAUUUGGAAACGCAUCGCCUCAGAGGUUUUUCGCAGCAUUUGGGUCAACCUCGAAAACUAUCCGUUGUAAAGACUUAGAUUCUCUCUUAACUCUACUGGCUGAAGUUUUAAACCCUGAUCAGUUGAUCAACAUGCCUGCAUCCUGGUAACAGCUCGAUGUUAAAUGACUGAACCAAUGACAUGUUUUUUUUUUUUUUUUUUUUUUUUUCUUUCCAUGCCGAAUUUGUAAGGUGAAGUGUUGAAGUGACUUGUAAAUAUAGUAUGAAUAACUUAUUUACUGAAUGAGACUGUGCAUUGCUCGUGAGGUUUUGAGAAGCUGAGAUGGCGCCGAAGUCAAAUUAACCUGAAAAAAAAAUGUCUUUUAUUGUAUUCAACUUGACAAAAGUUGUACUGUAUCUUGCUUGUGAUAAAAAAAAAAAAGCACAACAAUAAACCAGUAUUAUGAUUAA
Molecule: messenger RNA, 2534 nt
Organism: Fundulus heteroclitus (mummichog)
Lineage: Eukaryota; Metazoa; Chordata; Actinopteri; Cyprinodontiformes; Fundulidae
Product: cell division control protein 42 homolog
Exons: 6
Coding region: 156-731 (191 amino acids)
Biological process (GO): modification of synaptic structure; small GTPase-mediated signal transduction
Cellular component (GO): dendritic spine
Molecular function (GO): GTPase activity; GTP binding
Source: RefSeq, a predicted model, not a curated record